Malurus melanocephalus (red-backed fairy wren) is the source of this 564-nucleotide messenger RNA. RefSeq names its product bone marrow proteoglycan-like. Gene Ontology annotation, biological process: immune response. The record is from RefSeq and is a predicted model, not a curated record. The transcript has 5 exons. Lineage: Eukaryota; Metazoa; Chordata; Aves; Passeriformes; Maluridae. The coding region runs from base 22 to 564 and encodes 180 amino acids.
UAUCCCCAGUAUCCCCACGCCAUGUGGUCCUGCCUGCUGAUCGCCCUGGCCCUCCUGGGCACAGUCCCAGCCAGCCGCUCCGCUCUUGCCAGCCCUGUGGCAGAGGAUGAGGAUGUGACAGAGCUGGAGAUGCCCGAGGAGUACAGCAGGUGCCUGGCGGCCAGUGACAAGCAGGCGCUCGGUGUCCCCAACCYGCCGGGCACUGCCACCUGCCGCUACGUCGUCGUCUCCCGCUGCCGAAGCUUCCGCCACGCGCAGCACGUCUGUGCCCGGCGCUUCCACGGGCGCUUGGCCUCGAUCCACGAUGCCCGCACCAACAGGCUGCUGCUGCUCCUGGCGCGCCGGCACACCCAUGCCGCCCAGCUGUGGAUCGGCGCUGUCAGCCAGCCCGCUAUCCCAAUCCCGAGCUGCCACUGGACCGACAAGAGCCCCUGGAACUACAGCCAGUGGGUGCCUGGACAUCCCCUGCCUGGCCACCGCUUCUGCACCACCCUCUGCACCCAGAAUGGGCUCUGGAGGAGCRUGCGCUGCAAGAGGCGGCUGCCCUUCAUCUGCGAGAUAUGA